Messenger RNA from Leptinotarsa decemlineata (Colorado potato beetle), 2745 nucleotides. RefSeq lists its product as uncharacterized. The record is from RefSeq and is a predicted model, not a curated record. NCBI's taxonomy places the organism in Eukaryota, Metazoa, Arthropoda, Insecta, Coleoptera, Chrysomelidae.
UACCUGUUUCUUUUUAUCUUAUCUCUGAUUACCUGGUUAAACGAUAUUGUGUUAUUGUAGAGCAGUUUAGGUGUGUUCGAAAGAUGCGACUACGUGUGAUUUUUGUUGCUGUUUUGGUACUGGCCUCUACAGUUCCAAUCAACUGUCAAAUGAGUGGGGUGAAGCUAAACCUCAUGCCAUGUUAUAAUGUAUCAGCUCUACCUGGUAUAACCAUAGCCGACAACAGACCCCCAGCAACCUUGAAUAUUUUUCUGGAAGUGAUUAGGAGACUAGAAGAUGCCAAUCCAACUAAAUCUGCGAAAGAACUCGCAACUUUAAUAUUACAGAGACUUCGGCAGGAUGGAAUCAUUUCAACUGGAAGAUCAACUGAUAUACGAUGGGCCUUACCGUUUAGUCCUUCCAAUUAUGAAUCAGUUAAACAAACUAUUUUCACAGAAAAGUUCAUUACCAAUUCAUCGCUUGAAUUAUUAUACGGAGAUCUCGAUCCUGUGGAAAUUUGUUCCUUCCAUUAUAUGAUAUCAAGCACCACCAAUAUCACCAAAAGGGGAGACGAAGCUUCGACUUGUUCCAGAUCCGCUAGAUAUACAUCAAGAAUGAGAAGAGAUGUACAAAAAUCCGAAUUUGCAGCCGAAGUAAUGGAAGAUUUCCAACCCCGAGCUUUCGUUGCGGAUUCAGAGAAAAGCCAAUGUCCUAUCGAAAAUGGCGUCGUUUAUACAAACUAUGGAACUGUCAAGGUCGGCCAAGUUCUGAAUGGAAUUGCUACCGGAUUUGCACAACAAAACUAUGGUGAAUGCGACAACCGAUAUGCGACGACGGUUUCUGGAGAAAUCGUUGAAGCUGCAUUCGUCCAAGGUACUGAAAACAUCAAAAUUGGUGCACCUGGAGGUUGGAAUAGUACAAUAAAUCCCAAAUACUAUUUUUUGCAAAAAAAGGAUAAACUCGAUGUCACCGAUGCAGAAAUUAGAGGAUCAAUAGAUGGACUUUACAUGGCCCUGAAAAUGGAUAAGUGGAAAUCGACAUUUUCUGAUUUGAAGAUAUCACAAAUUAUCGACCUAUACUAUUCUCCUCAACAGAAAGGAGUGUUCGAUCCCAGUUUCAAGGCAUGUAACAGAAAUAUAUUUUUCAGUGAAAUGGCAUCAACAGAUAAACUGCGUACUGAAACAUUGAAUUUGAUGGCUCCAUUGAGUGGUGCUGGAUAUCGAAUAACUGUUAAACCUGAUUUCUAUCCAGACUUAGCCAAUGCAUCAUUGCAAGCAUUCCUCAACUAUAUACCUCAACUGAGUAGUGAUCUAACGUGUAUACCGAAGGGUAAUAUUGAGAGAGUUGCAACUGAUUUGUUUAUUUUCAUAGAUGCUAGUUGGAACUACAACAUUAUUAAAUCAGUUCUGUCAUAUGUCCUGGAUAAUAUUGAUGUCAAUAAGUUUGGCACUCGAUAUACAGUUUUUGGAGCAUUUGAUGGCAUCAAUAUUACGAGCAACAGUACAAGGUACCUUUUAGACUUCCAGAAACAAUAUAAUCUCACCAUUCAUCAGACAAUAAGACCAAACUUCGAUUACUCCAAAGUAUAUGAAGUGAUGGAAUCAAUUGCUAAAUCCAAACUGAACAAUAAAACGUAUAGUGGUGGAGAAUCGACCAUUGCCCUGUUAAUUCCUAGAACUAUACCAGAUGCGGGUCAAAGAAUAUUUUUGGAGCAAAGGAAAGAAAUCAUCAAGCGGUAUAUGCCAGAUUUAACAGUAUUAGUACUGGGAGCUGGAACCCAAGGAGACUACUCAUCAGUGGUCUUCAACCCUAAAGACUUCAAUUUGAUGACUGAAACAACAAAUGAAAAUGAUCUCAAGAGAUUGGGCCAAAGUAUAGUUGACAGAAUAAAAAAUGUUCCGAGGUCCAUUGUCAAUCCAUCAUGCGGGUCUAAAUUCAACGGACCAACAACAACAUUCACAUCAACGGACUACGUAGAAUUAAAUGGCGUAAAUUACUACAAAAUAUCGCCUAACUAUUUUUAUGCUGGAGAAGGCACUAGGAACCUCCGAAUAAGUGAACUGAGUUACGGAAGUAUCGAUGUGUGCAUUUCGAGAGAUCAAAUAAGGCCCAGCUUUCAGACAAGCGAGUGCCAAACACUCAAGUCGAGCGUUCUAACAAAAGAUAUAUCGGGAUAUUGUGAUGGAACAACGCUGUCUGCUUGCUCUCCAAUAUAUAUUUCGAUAUCAGGAAAUACAACACAAUACAAAUGCAGAGAUAAUCUGUGCCGCUUCCCAGAAAAUAUUAAAUACAGUAUAUCUCUUGAGAACGUCGGCUGUGCAAGUGGAUCAGUUCGCGUGGUAGCAAAUCUCGCUCUAGUUUUCAGUUUCUUCCUAUUCAUGCGUUUUUAAAUAUACCUACCAAUAUACUCCUAUUUAUUGUCUAUUGUCAAAUACCGAAUGGUUUUAUAAGAUAAUUUAUAGGUAACAAUUUUUUGUUCAGUUUUCAUUCCAAAUUGGUUGGUAGUAACUCUGAAAUAUUUUCUCUUUGACUCCUAGUAACGUGACAGAGGAGGUUACAGAAAAAUAUGAAUAAUUUGCACCAAAUAGGAUUCAGCAUAUCUUCUAUAUAAAUGUUUUCUUGUGUAUAGGGGCAACAUCAUUCACUGAAUAUUAAUGCAACAUGUUUAUUGAAUAUGGAUGUUGGAUUGAGAAAGGACAACAAUUGUGUAGUAUCAUUUUGUACAUAAUUUUAUUAAUAUGAUUAAUAAAAGCUUUCACACUUUUA